AUGACAUUUAAACGCAAAAGGAACGUGAAACUGGAUGUGCUUAAGGCCUAUAACGUAUUCGAGUUGAAUACGUUUAACGAAGACGAAAUAGAAGACUACGAGGAAAACAAGGCUACUGGUAUGGAGGAAGAUGAGGAGAAAGAGGUGCACCUGCAACAGGUAAUGAAGGGAAUAGGAAGUGAAAUACCACUACCAGUGAUAAAAGAGAUACGCAACACAGGCAGAAACAAGUACAAACAACAAGAAAUCAAAAAUUUUAUUAACGACCAGAGGGAUGUAGAAAACAGGUUUAUUUUAGACAAAGCUGAGCAAAAAGAGCUCAAAAGCAUUUUGAACGAAAAGGACCCACUGGCUGAGGAGAAGGAGAGCUUCCUGGUCAACACCAAAGACAUAGAACUAAUCAAAGAACACAACAUCAACCAAAUGACUGAAAAGCAGUGCCUUGAUUUUAAGGAGGCAAUAAAAGUAUUGGGCUCAGAUAUUAAGCACCUGAAUUGCAUCAAAAACAACAAAUUUAUUGCAUUUGUUCUAAAGAAGUCACUUAUACACUAUGAGAAACAUGGAUUUGAAGCAUAUACGUGUUUCAAACCACGUAUUGUGGAACCUAAGAUAAAAUCAAGAAAGAAUGAAUCAAACACGACAGAGAAGCUGGUACAGAUGCAUAAGGAAUUCUUGUUUCUUUUGAAAGGAUGCGAGUUGAUGGCUGAGAAAGUAGAAAAGGAGGAGGAAGCAGUAACCAGCACAUUAAAACUGAUAAAUGAUUUUGGAGGGAUAUUCAAUAAGAAGAUAAGAAUGAAGCUUGAGACAAAACAGGAUACGCGGGAAGCAUGUGACCUGUUCUACCAGCGCAAGAAGCCGAAAAAGAACGAAGACAAGAAUGUAUUAAUAAGCAAAGAAAUAUUAAACAAAAUAGACAUAGAAGAAAAGAACGAGAACGAAAGUGAGAUCAAAGAGAAAAAGGCACAUUCAAAAACAUUCAGUAACAGGUUUGUGUGCGAAUUAGAAUAA
Molecule: messenger RNA, 1008 nt
Organism: Enterospora canceri
Lineage: Eukaryota; Fungi; Microsporidia; Enterocytozoonidae
Source: the annotation of a GenBank genome assembly